Molecule: messenger RNA, 1356 nt
Organism: Eremothecium gossypii ATCC 10895
Lineage: Eukaryota; Fungi; Ascomycota; Saccharomycetes; Saccharomycetales; Saccharomycetaceae
Product: ABR243Wp
Exons: 1
Coding region: 1-1356 (451 amino acids)
Biological process (GO): endoplasmic reticulum organization; Golgi organization; endoplasmic reticulum to Golgi vesicle-mediated transport
Cellular component (GO): Golgi membrane; COPII-coated ER to Golgi transport vesicle; endoplasmic reticulum-Golgi intermediate compartment
Molecular function (GO): D-mannose binding
Source: RefSeq, marked provisional
AUGCCCAUGACGCAGGCUUUUUCGCCAGCAGCGCUGACCGUUCCCUAUCACCAACUGCUGGCCGUGAACUCGAACGGCAUGAAGCUGAGCAAGAUAGCGAAGUUAGCUGUGUGUUUUGCAGCGACCGGUGCGGCAGCACACGCAGUGAGCGGUGAUGAUGGCGCGAGUGCGCAUAAUAAGGAGUUUUCGAUGCCUGAACUAGUGCGGCAGACGAAGCUGCCACCACAUUGGCUGCUGACGGGGGAUGCAGCUUUUGAGGAGGGGCGUAUUGUGCUGACGCCUCGCGAAAAGAGCAAGGGUGGGGUGUGGCACAAGAAGAGCUACGAGGUGGCGGGGGACUUUACGGUGGAGUGGACACUGCGGGCCCGGGGACAUAACGAUAAAAGCGCUGGCGGGCUUGCUUUCUGGCUGUUGACGGAGAAUACUGGAAAGGACACAGGUCUGUACUACGGCCCGUCGCGCUUUGACGGUCUGCAGGUGCUGGUGGACUCCAACGGGCCGCUGCGUGAGGCCCUAACCGCACGUCUGAGCGAUGGGAGCAAGCCCCUGACCCGGGAAGACGUACACGAGAGCACGUUUGGGUCGUGUAUUGUGCCAUAUCAGGAUUCGGAUGUGCCCACCACCGUGAGACUCAGCUACGAUUCUGCGCGCACUCUGUUGAAGGUGCAGAUUGACCACAACGUGUGUCUGCAGACACGGCAGGUCCAACUUCCCCAGGGGAAUUAUCAAAUCGGUAUUACCGCUGAUAACAGUGUGACCCCCGAGGUAUUCGAACUGCUCAAGUUUGAUCUGUACAAUGGGUUGACUGCAGAGGCGACUCUACCGAACGCCGUAUCGAUGCCGCAGCCGAAGCUCGUGCUCAAAUCUGUGGAUGAGGAAACGGGCGAGAAGCACAUGAAGGAGAUGAACACACUCGAACUUAUGGCGUCGGAAUUCACCAAUGUGGAUAUUUACAAGAAACUAGACGGAUUGGAAGGUAAGUUGCUUGCGAACGAUAUUGGCGAGCUCUUCACGCACGUUAGGAAGCUCCAGGAAGCACAGCGCUCGCAAUUGCAGAAGCUUGAUAUGCUGCUUGAGAAUAUCCAACGGUUGACGCGCACAGAUUCUGAUGGCAAUCCUGAAUAUAGCUUCGAGAAGUUUUACCAAUUUGACAGCAAGCUGGAGAAAAUGCUGAAGGAGCAACAGCAGCUUAAGGAAGCAACGAAACAGCAAGCCUUAAUGCAGGCAGGGCCGCACGUUGACGACAUUGUACAGAAAUUACUAAUUUGGAUGAUACCUCUGGGCCUGAUCAUGCUGGUCAUGGCCUACUAUACGUUCCAGAUUCGUCAGGACAUCGUCAAGGCGAAACUGCUUUAA